CCCGGCAGCAUCUCAAACAUGUUGAAAAAGAUGUUUUGAUCCCCAAAAUAAUGAGAGAAGAGGCCCAAGAGAGAUGUUCUGAACAAGUUCAAGAUGUUACCAAAUGUUGCCAGGAGUCUGAAAUCCUUAUGAUAGUAAAAUGCCGGAAAGAAAAUUCUGCAUUAAAAGAAUGUCUAACCACUUAUUAUAAUGAUCCUGCCUUUUAUGAAGAAUGCAAAAUGGAAUACCUGAAGGAAAGAGAAGAAUUCAGAAAAACUGGAAUUCCUACCAAGAAAAGGCUACAGAAGCUUCCAACAAGCAUGUAGGCAAAUAUUCAAAUGGUACUC
Messenger RNA from Molossus molossus (Pallas's mastiff bat), 326 nucleotides. Its product is annotated as COX assembly mitochondrial protein homolog. The transcript has a single exon. Bases 51 to 305 code for a protein of 84 amino acids. The record is from RefSeq and is a predicted model, not a curated record. NCBI's taxonomy places the organism in Eukaryota, Metazoa, Chordata, Mammalia, Chiroptera, Molossidae. Gene Ontology annotation, cellular component: mitochondrion.